Bombus terrestris (buff-tailed bumblebee) is the source of this 1597-nucleotide messenger RNA. RefSeq names its product ras-related protein RabJ (gene RabX1). The transcript has 5 exons. The record is from RefSeq and is a predicted model, not a curated record. Bases 441 to 1103 code for a protein of 220 amino acids. Lineage: Eukaryota; Metazoa; Arthropoda; Insecta; Hymenoptera; Apidae. Gene Ontology annotation, molecular function: GTP binding; GTPase activity.
GGAGGAACGAGAACCGCCUUCUGAAAUAGCACCGCUGUUUAUUAGAUUAUCGUUGAUCUUGUACAGGAAAUACCAAAAAACUGUCCAAAUCAACGAAGCAUCGUUUGCUCGAGUAUUUUAAGAAACAGAUUUUACGUUAACUGGUACUUCGUAUCGUACGGAGACUACAGGGGAAGAACAUGAUAUAUAUAAAUCUAUUUGUGCAAUUGAAAUAUGAUUCGUAAUUCAACGUGUUUCUCACUUCUCAAGUGUGUACUUCGGUAUCUGGAUAGAAAUAUUGUCAUCUUAUAAAAGCAGUUUCCAAAAAGCGUUUUUAGUAAUUGUCUUGCCAGAUUAUACGUUAUAUGACAAAAGUCACUUUGUUGUUGAAUUAAUUACUUCUAGGAUAAGUGAAAAUGGAAGGUAGCUGUGUCAUUAUGUAUUGCUCUUUAACAUAGAAAAUGAAGAUAGAGGCGAAGAUAGUCGUUUUGGGUUCACAAGGUGUCGGUAAGACAAGCAUGAUCAUGCGUUAUAUUGGGAAAACGUACAACAGUCAGGUGAAUCCUACAAUUGGAGCAUCGUUUUUUAAUUGCAAGUUAAAUAUACAAGAUACAGGAAUAAUGCUACGGGUUUGGGACACAGCAGGACAAGAAAGAUUCAGAUCAAUGGCACCAAUGUACUAUCGAAAUGCUAAUGCAGCUAUGUUGGUAUUUGAUUUAACUCAGUACAAUACGUUUGCAGCAAUGAAACGAUGGGUGACAGAACUUCGAAGAAACGUGGAAGAAACUCUGGUAUUAGUAGUAAUCGGAAACAAAUCGGAUUUAAUAGAAAAGCGGCAAGUCAAUGCGGAGGAGGGUAGACUUUACGCUACGAAAAUUGGUGCAAGCUAUCAUGAAACGUCGGUUCUUCAAGGCGAAGGCAUUGAGAACGUAUUCUUAACCGUUGCUAGAGGUCUCCUUGGAUUAUCUUCAACCGAUCGUAACUCUACACCAAUAAGAGUAUACGAAUCGACAAACUUAGAUCCUAACGAUAUAGACAUAUUAUGUACACCGAUUAUCGAGGAAAGUGCUCAACGCCUUAGUAUCGCUCACGGAAUGCAAGAGAAACCUUAUGCCUGUUGCUAGCCUUCUUCCGAUACCUUAUUUCAAUGAUUUUAUGAAUAUGGAAUGAUAUGUUCUUUGUAAUUAUUUCUCGAUAACGAUUUAAGAUAAGAUCACAACCUUCCUGUUGUGCAUAAAUACGAACACGAAUCAAUGCGCAGAUUCUUAUUUGAUUUAAGAAAAUAUAUGUCAUUUGUACAUUUUUCUAUAACUAUGUCUGUCUUUCUUAUAUAUCUAAUAUUUUUAAUACAUUUUUAAUAAAAAUAAAAAGUAUUUGAUGCUCUUUAUGACACAUUGAGUACUUCUGAUACGAUAUAUGUGAUCAUACUCAUAACGACAUCAAAUGAUUAUGAUAUUUGAAAUGAAAUUAGAAAUGUAAUUAUUUUUUUCUUUGUUCAACGAGUUGUGGGUAUAAAAUUUAUUAAUGUAAUUCAGUACUAAUCAUGGUAACUAGUUAAUGUUCAUAAUGAAACAAAUAAAGGAAUUUUGUGCUCAUAAGCACAGAAUGAUAGUGGUAA